Molecule: messenger RNA, 11741 nt
Organism: Chelonia mydas (Green sea turtle)
Lineage: Eukaryota; Metazoa; Chordata; Testudines; Cheloniidae
Gene: IKZF5
Product: IKAROS family zinc finger 5
Exons: 6
Coding region: 6082-7341 (419 amino acids)
Biological process (GO): regulation of transcription by RNA polymerase II
Cellular component (GO): chromosome; nucleus
Molecular function (GO): RNA polymerase II transcription regulatory region sequence-specific DNA binding; DNA-binding transcription factor activity, RNA polymerase II-specific; chromatin insulator sequence binding
Source: RefSeq, a predicted model, not a curated record
GGGGCUAGAGCGUUCGGGUUUUGUGCCUGUAGAAAGUUGACAACCCGGCUCCGGCCGCGGCCAGGCUCUGGGCAGAGCCUCCGCUCUCCAGGCGGACCCGCCACCCCGCAGCGCCUCCUUGGAGAAGGGGGCUCCCGGCCCGCGAGUAGAGCGGGGCAGAGGCAGCCCGACCCCUUCAGGUUCACGAGUCACCUUCGCGCAGCUCCGCCACAGCGCCGCUGCCGCCAUGUUCGCUGCUGCUGCUGCUGCUGCUGCCGCCGCCCCGGCUGCCGACUCCCCUUCGCCGGCGGCGAACCCAGCGAGCCCCUCCGCCGCUCGGGCUCGCAGCAGCGACCGCCCAGCGCCACGGCUACCGCGCGCGCGGACUGCGCCUGCGCGGGGCUCGCCAGUCUCGCGAGGUGGGAGGAACGGGGCGGGCGGGGCGACUACUACGGGAGACACUCACAACAAACAUGGCGGCUGCGGUGGGUGUUGGGAGCGGUGGGGUGCAGGGGAGGUGAGUGAUGCUCUCGCCCCGUAGCUCAGGAGCCGGGCUAUGGGGGCGGGUGAGAGCCGCCCAGUGCCCUCAUCCCCCAGGGGCCGCCGCCGUCGCCGCCUGUGACUAGCCCCCUUGUCUUCUCCACCCGGGGCCGCGGCCCUGUCCUCGGGGAGCAGGAGGCUGCAGUGGGGCUGGGGCCGAGGGCGGAAGCGGUGACAGCUCCCCGCCCUGCAGAGGCGGACCCCUGGGGGGCAGUGGGUCUUCUCUUCUCCCUCCAGGUGAGUGGGGGGGGGGGCUUUCCUUGCUCUCUGUCUGGCUCCCAGGUGAGUGGGUGGGAUGUGUGCGUGGCCCCCGGCGGGAUAGGGUGCCCCUGCUCUUUGCCACUCGCUCCCGGAGUUAAGGGAGGAUGCCCACGAGGGUUUUUCCCUUCUCCAGAAAUGGGGUGGCCGUUUCUUUCUCUUGCACCGCUCCGCCGGGGAGACAGAUGGCGAGGGCGGAUGGCCGACAGAUGCACCUGGCGCGGUUCCAAAGGUGGUCUAAUUUUUAACAAAACUUAAACCGACACAAACGAGGGGUAUUGAAUGUGGGAUGGGUGUGAGAGAACCGUCUUCGGGAAGUGUUUUCUCUGGCAUGGAGUUCAUAGGACCCCCUUGGGAAUGGAUAUGAAUCAGCUAUAAACCCUCUUUUCUUUAAAUCGAGUUUGCUUAACAGAAUUCUGCAGUGGUAGUGUUGUUUUCUUCCCAUGUUUGGCUCCUACCAGGCAACUGGUGUGGGAAGCAGUGCUCUGAAUGGGGUGUGGAGAAUCUGGUUCUUGGCCUUUGUAUGAAGACUCAUUUGUGUCAUAGACUUUGAAGAGUGCCAGGUGGGAGCUCUUUGAAAAGUUGUUAGUAACUCUUUGUGAGGAAUUAAUUCUCAGGUCAUGAAACUGUGUUUAAAACCUUGAGCAUUAUGUGGGACUGCUUUAGAUCCUGAUUUUCCCCUCCUCCUCCCGGUACUUCUUGGGAAGAAAGUAAUAGAAUAAGUCACAUGACAGUUACUGGGGUUCAGAGGUGUUUUGAUUCUUUGCUUUAUGAAAGAAUCCCUUCAUUCUGAGAUACCCAGCUAGUGGUUUCACAGCAGGCUGAGAUGGUAUCAGAGAGACUUCCUUGAAGGAGAAUGUGACACUUCAUAUGUAUGUUUGCUUGCUGUCAAAGGUUUUCAGACUGCUUGUUUGUGUCACAGCUAUUUCAGAGCCAUGGUAUCUGAAGUGUAGGAGCAAACCAGAAGGCUCCACAGUGCAUGUGUGUGAAUUUUUACUUUAAGAGAACUGUAGAAGACUUCAGUAAUAUUUUACGUAAGGCUUUCAUAUUAAAGCAUUCUAUAGCAUUUUCUAGAAUAUAUGCAUACAGCACUGCUGAAAUACAGCUAGCUUUAGGGUGAAUGGGGGUAUCCAGGCAGAGAACCAGUGCCCACCCAGUACUCUAUACAACAGUGAAGUAUAGGAUGGAAAAUGUUGCUCAAGAACAAUUAAUUAAACAAACCCCCUAUUCUUAAAGAAUGUGCUAUAGAAAACUCUGUGACGCUUGUAGUAGGUAGAAUCUCGGAUUACUAUAUACGGCCUGUCAAAAUUAUCAUGAAAACUUACCAGUUAAGGUACAAAAUCUAUUACCCUUCCAUUUUCCACGAUGCUUGGUGGUGCAUUAAAAAAAAUUAUAUUCUCCACAUGAGUAGAAUUUCAUAAGAGUAGUUUGAGAUGUCAUCUAAAAAUUACACACUAAAAUAUAUAGCUUAAUUUAUUCUGUUCAGGUACCCAUAGCCAUGUCAUGAGCAACUUUAGUAUGUAAUAUGACUAGUAUCUGUCAGUUGUGGUUUUUUUCUCUCUCUCCUCUCUCUCGGGGAAAAAUUGUGUGCAUUUUUUUUUAAAAUGCAUGAUAUGCUAUUUGUUCAUUUAAGCAAGGUCACAGAAGUGUUCCUUGCAUGUGAAACAGAAAAUGGUGAGGUUUGAGUUAGUUCUUAAAUCCUGUUGGGAAUUUACGAACAUCAGAAGGAUGAGGGGCGUCUGAGGUUCAGUGGAGAUGAAUGGAGGGAAUGGAGUUAAUUUAACCAUGAUGGUCAGACCACUAAAUCAUGUCUUCUGUCUUUCCUCAGUUGCACUUUUCAGUAUUCAUUCAUCUGUUAGAGUUUUUCAGACUGAAAUUUUACUGUGUAAAUUACCACAUGAAUCAAUUUUCCCCUUGAAGCAAAGAGUAUCACAAUAGACUCUUUGGUGAAAAUACAGUUCUUUUAAAUGUUGAUUCCUGUUGAGCCAUCCCAAAACUCAAUUUUCUAAUAUUCAUUGUUGAAUGGUUUAGUCCAGUGGUGCGCAAACUUUUCCAGUCGCAGCCCCCCCCCUUACCAUUAAUAGAAUUUGUCAUACCCCUCCUCCAUUACUUGUGAGCUGAAACUAUUUUUCAUGCCAGAAGGUGGAGGGGGAAAAACAGAGAUGACUGUUCAUUCAUUUGGUUUAGUGUUAUAGUGUCUAACUCGCUUGAAAGGUCCCAGGCUCUCAACUAUUAUUUUAUAUGUUUCCAGUUUGUCUUUUAAUAUCAAUUAUUAAUCAUUAAAUGAGUUUUAAAAUUAGAGAAUCAAAAUUAAUUUUAAAGGCAUAGUAGGCCUACUGUAGUUAUGAAACUUAAAUUGUUGAAAAUAAGCCAGCCUGUGCUUUUAUUAGUAUGUUGUUGUUGUUUUUUUUUUUAAAGGGUGAAAUGCUAAAGUUUCUUCACACCCCCACCCCGGCCCCCAACUCUUCCCCUCCCGAACCUCUGGCACCCCCCUGUUUGUGCACCGCUGGUUUAAUCCCUAUAUUUGACAUGCCUUAAAGUUAUAACUUGGUGAGACAUGGCCUCUGGAAUCUAAACUGCUUUCUCCCAUCCCCCUCCCCCGCCCCCUUUUUAAUGCAUGAGCUGGUAUCUUUGUUCUACUAUAGGAGCCACCAACAAAUGAAACACAAGUUAACUUAAACCUAGAGGAAGCUGAUAUCUGAAAGAGGGUAGGCAAAAUUGAUGUGUAAAGGUGUGCCCAGAGUUAACUUACAGUGAUCAGAAGAGAGAAUAGUGGACCAUAUUCAGUCCUGCCAUAAAAGGGCACCACUCCUUGGAAGCCAAUAGAGUGGCAUGCUUGUAUUAAUUUAGAUGGAAUAAAUGAGCUAAAGGUGGUGACAAAACCCAGUCAGUGUCUAAUGUUAAACAGAGUUAUACAAGGCCUGUAGCUUGGUAUACAGAGAUCUCAGCCUGCUUAGCAUCAUGGCAAACACACCAUUAAAAAUCUUUUUAACCUUGUAUUAAAGGUACAGAAAAGAAUGAAAUUAUUAAAACCUUUGAAAUGCAAGGUAUUAAAUAAGGCUUUCAUUGUAACAGUAUUUGUUGUUCCCUUUCCCUUUAGGAGAGUGUUUUUAAAAGGAGAAACCCCCUGUUGUUAGUGUCUUAGAUGGAGUCAAAAGAUGGUAAUAACUGUCCUUUUGGGGAAAAGAGAAGAAGUUAGUUGAGAUGGGCUGGAGAUGCUGCUGCUGCUGUUGUUUUUCAGUUCAUCUUAGAAGGAAAAGCCCCCUUGUUUGACAGUCUCUUACAUGGCAUUAAAGAUGGUAAUAACUAUCAUCCUAGGUGAUGUUUGGGAUUCAGCUGGAGAUGGUAGGGGGGGCAAUGUCAUCUGGGCUCCUCUCUCUGGCCUGUUCUGGUUAGGACACCUCUCAGGAUCAGGAUGAUGAAGACCUAGGGACCAAGGAAGCUGGGGGUUGGCAACUGUGAUACUGACACUCACUCCAGUAGCCUCUCUCUGUUCUCUCCAUAUGUCCUUUUUGUUUUCAUACUUUCCCCACAAAAUUUUCUUUUAAGAACCCCCAAAAGGGAGUGAGGGUGGAAUAGCCUAUCCCCUCAUUAUUUUGUCCACCAGUUGGGCCUAAUAUUUGACAUACCAAUCUUAGCUUAUUAACUUCUGGCUCCACAUCUCCUGUUUUUAGCAAGUGUAAUUUUAACAGUCCUUGAGUCAUAUCAACUAGGCCUUUUUAUUUAGACUAAUUCAGUUAUUCUGUCUUCCAUUUGGACUUCUAUCCAUCAACCUUUGUUGUUACAGAGUACUGUAACAUUUUAUGAAUUUAUACAUACUUAUUACCAUUGAGCUCACAUUUUGGGUAAAUUUGUAGGCCCAGUUGUCACAACAGCACCCACUUACUCCAGGGCUGAAUUUCAGCCGCUGUAUCAGAUUCCAAAAAUAGCAGAUAAAGCCUAUCUUAGGAAACCUCCACUGGUUAACCCCAUUCCAAUAAUUUUUUAGACACAAUUGAUACCAGUAAUCAAUGUUGAUAAACAAGGACAUAAAUAAACCAUUGGAAUGUUGGCUAGUGUUGAACAAGAAAGAAAGGAAAAUGGAAAAAUCAUGUUUAACAAAUGAAAAAAGAUGUCAAGUAGGGAAACCCCUUUGACUUAUUUUCAAACCAAGGGUACCUGGGGAUCUUUCUCGCCUAUCAAUUUAGUUUUGUUGUGGUUUUACCUUCAGGUGGUUUUAGUGUGACAGUUGUUAGAAAGUAUAAUUGUUAUACAGUUUUGAGUACUAGGAAUAUCUUGAUUUUGUUUCUCACUGUAGACUUGUGGGACUUUACAUAUUUUAUUAAAAUUAUCUCUGUAUGUAUGGGAUAUAUACUUCCAGAGUGGUUUUCUGCCUCUGUAUUUCAUCAAUAUUGGAGUGAAAAGGACAAAGUGGAACUGAUUUGAAUCGAUAAGGUAGAACUCCUAUUUCACUCCUUUGAUAUUUCCAAGGUCCUCUCCUUUAUUCUCUCAAACCACCAAAAGUACAUCUUGUUGACUAUCCUUCCAAAUAAGAACCGAAUACAGCUGCUUCUGAAGCUCAUUAGUGCUGUUCCUGAAUCAGGCAAUUGGAACAGCAGUGGUAUCCAACACUUUUAGCCUGAACAUGUUAUUUCAAAAAAGUCAAGACAUCACACUCACUUUUUUGAGACAGAUUUUCUCAGGAGGGCACCAUCCACAUAUACCUAGCUAGCUUUUAUGCUUCCAUCCUGAUGCCCCCUGCUGGGGUCAAGUUGUGUAGGGGAAGCAGCUGAAGCAUGUUGCAUUCUGGCAAUCCUCAGCUGGUUUAUGGUUUAGUGGUCCCUUAGGGACCACUCACAACUGGUGCAAGGUAGAACAACCCCAAGGCUCUAAACUGACCUCUGGCAAAGAAUCAGGGAGCCAUAACUGGUGGUUCGUUUUCAGCUUCUCUUUUUUCUCCUCUGGCUGACUGCCCUGUGUGAGGGUGAGGAGACAUCCUUCACUAGGCAUUUCUGUAGGUUAAGGCAGAGCUGAUUGAGCUCCCAUCCUGCUCUCCCAGAGACUCCAGCAACUUGGCAGCGAUUGAAACUGUCCCUUUUCAGACUGAAACUUAUCUUCCAUCUUAAACUCAUUGCAAGUCAAAGUCCUACGAAAGUCUGGUCAUUUACAAUGGUGAUAUUGGAAAAGAGUGACAAAUGGGAAAGUGGGGCAGCUGUGCUCCCUUGCUUUCUGUCUGACCUACUGGGAGUACAGGUUGGAGUAUGUUUGCUACCUAGGAGGAAACUGAAAUUCAGGCACAAGUUAUUGUAAACUCAAAGUGUGAAUAUGGGUGAAAAGAAACCGGAGCCUCUGGACUUUGUAAAAGAUUUUCAGGAAUAUCUUACUCAACAGACACACCAUGUAAAUAUGAUUUCUGGAUCUGUUAGUGGGGACAAUGAAGCAGAUGCCCUUCAGGGAGCUGGGGCAGAUGGUGAUCAGAAUGGACUAGAUCAUCCUUCUGUUGAAGUUUCACUGGAUGAAAACUCAGGAAUGUUAGUGGAUGGGUUUGAAAGGACAUUUGAUGGAAAACUGAAGUGUCGAUAUUGCAACUAUGCCAGCAAAGGAACAGCACGACUUAUAGAGCAUAUCAGAAUUCACACAGGUGAAAAGCCACACAGAUGCCAUCUAUGUCCAUUUGCAUCAGCCUAUGAACGUCAUCUGGAAGCGCACAUGCGAUCACAUACUGGUGAAAAACCAUAUAAAUGUGAAUUGUGUUCCUUCCGCUGCAGUGACAGAAGUAACCUGUCUCAUCAUCGUAGACGCAAGCAUAAAAUGGUACCUAUAAAAGGUACUAGGUCUUCCCUGAGCAGCAAGAAAAUGUGGGGGGUUUUGCAGAAGAAGACCAGCAAUCUGGGAUACAGCAGAAGAUCAUUAAUUAAUUUGAGCCCACCUUCCAUGGUGGUUCAGAAGCCAGACUACCUUAAUGAUUUCACCCAUGAAAUCCCAAAUAUUCAGACUGAAGCAUAUGAAAGCAUGACAAAAACAACACAGACUGGUGGCGUGGCGAGAGAUCCACAAGACCUUAAGAUAGACAAUCCAUUAAAUCAGCUAUCAACAUUAGCAGGACAGUUGUCUAGCUUGCCACCUGAAAACCAAAACCCAGCGUCUCCUGAUGUUGUACCAUGCCAAGAUGAAAAGCCUUUUAUAAUACAGCAACCUACUGCACCAGCAGUAGUUUCAUCUGUGUCAACAAAUAUUCCUCAAAGUUCAUCUCCUACUAGCCCAGAUCCUCGGCCCCCACACAGUCAAAGAAACUACAGUCCAGUGGCAGGUCCAAGUAGUGAUCGCAGCGUCCAUACUAGUACUCCUAGCAUAAGUAACAGUCAGCCAAGUACUCCAGCUCCAACCCUUCCAGUUCAGGAUCCUCAGCUUCUGCAUCACUGCCAGCACUGUGACAUGUAUUUUGCAGACAAUAUCCUUUAUACUAUUCACAUGGGAUGUCAUGGGUUUGAAAAUCCUUUUCAGUGCAACAUAUGUGGGUGCAAAUGUAAAAAUAAAUAUGACUUUGCUUGCCAUUUUGCAAGAGGUCAACAUAACCAACAUUGACUGAAAACAUGCUUUCAUUUAGUUUUUUUUAACAUAUGUUUCAUACUUGCUGAAGGAGACCUUGCUCAUCCCCAACAAGAAAUCUAAUAAACAACUUGACAAUGGAGGCAAAAUUCUUUUCAUGUUGUCAUAAAAUAUGCCAGGGAUAUUUGAGUCAUGGAGGUGGUAGUUUUAUGUCAUUGUUUAAAAUAAAGUUAUGAGGAUUGGCGUGCAGUAACAUGUUUUAUGUUUGUUACAUUUAAGUUAUGUGCACUUAAGAUCCAGAAAAACAUUCUACAAAUGCCAAUUCAGAUUGCAUCCUUAAACAUAAAUUGCAACCUAUCAGACUAGAUAUUAAACAAGAUAAGAAGUCUUGGUACCUAAAAUAUAGUAAAAGUUGUUAAUGCAGUGAAAUGUAUGGUUAAUAUGAAAACCAUAUUUCUGCUUAUAAACUAACUGUUUACCAAACUGGAUAAAAUCUUUAACUCACAGCAAAGAAUACACUUUCAUGGACACAUACAAUUUAAAAUUUGUCAGUUUCAUCUGUCAAGAUACCAAAUUUUUAGUGAAUUCUAAAGUUUUUUUUAUGCUAGGCCUUUUACCUUUUUCUUAAAAAAAAAAAAGAGCAGUUUUAUAGAUAUGAAGAAAACUUGAAGGUACCUUUAAAAUAUACACACACUAUGAAUGAGGCUUUGGUAGAAGAGGUUAAAUGAGAAAUAGACAAUAGACAGCUUUGCAUGAGGACAGUUUUCAUUUUAAAAACUGUCAAGACGUUCCCACUUAAAGGUUAUUAAAUACAUAAAUAGAGGCCAUAUUUUAAUUUUUUUUAAAAGAAAAACAAUGUAUUUUAACUGUCUUGCUAGGUUGCCUAUAUGUUUGAAAGCUACACACUCUAGUCUAUAUAAACUGCAGCUAACAUGGAAUUUGUCUGCGGUCUACCAGAGCCCCUACCAGAGGUUUUUUAACCUUCUGGACCUGCUCAAAUGGCCAUCUUUUUUUCCUCCACUGUUUGUGGGGGAAGGUAGGCAGAGGAAUAUUGGUGGCUACAGUGUGGAGCUGUGAUUAAUACUGUGACUGGCAAAUACUGUCUGAAGAUGUACAUGCCGUCCACUGUAUGGGGUAACUAUUUUUUAUAUUGUAAAUCUUGAUCAUUGUAAAAGCACUAGGUAUUACAACACCUGAAUUUGUCAUGUUUCAGAAAAGUGAAUAACAUAACUUUCUCUGUAUUUUGCAAUUCACUUUGACUUUAUUUCAUUUUGUACUACUUGUUGCAAGACACGUGUGGGUUUUUUUGGUUUGUUUUUUACUACACAAGUGAACAUAGACAUACAAGGUAAGAGUAAAUGUUUUGUGGGCAGUAGGUACAAGAUUUACUUCCUUAACAUUUUGGGGGAUUUUUUCCCCACGGGACAGCUGAAUGUCAGAUGUAGGGGGUCUAUCCAAAAACUUCUGUUGUCCUGGAGCAAGAUCCAAAAUCUAAUGAAGUCAACUGAAAGACUCUUGUUUACUUCAGUGGGCUUUGGAUCAGGCCCUUGGAGAAAGAAGAGUUGUGGUAUUGGGAGCUUUUCUUUCACUUCAUUAUUUAAUUAUAAAUUUGGGUCUUGAGUGCACGGCUCUACAGAUUUGUCUAGCAUGAGACUAUUUUUCAUCCUUACAAUAGCCAGUGAGUUGUGUAGGUAUGUAACUUGUGGUGGCUGAUUGAGUGUAGAAAAUGUCUAUUAGGCCAUAUAAUUCACCCCAUGCCACUAGUUAAUAUCAGAGAUGAAACUUCCUGGCUAUGGGCUUGAUCCAAAUCCAUUGACUUCAGUGGGAUUUUAAUAAAUGGAAGGCUCUUAAUAAAUUUCUGCAUAAAUAAACUCAAGAAUAUUUGGAGAAUGCAUUUGUUUAGCGACUAUAAAUUUUAAUGUAAUAAAAAUUAACUAACCUUUUAUUAGAAUUGCUUUUUUUAAACUUUGCAAACAGAACAAUUCUACAGUUACACCAUACUUGUGAAUAAACUGAGACCUAGACAUCUGAAAUCAUACACUUGAAUAUCUAUUGUCAUUUUUGAGGGUUGCACUACAAUUCAUUCAACAUUUAAUCUAGUUGACUGUUGCUCUUGUACAGGUUCUGUAAACUGAGCUUUUUAUACAAACAAUAGUGUGUGGGGAAAAAAUACAUUCUGAAUAGAUCAUUUUAUUGGUCAGCUAUCUGCAUACUUCAUGGUUCGAUCUAACAUCAGCUGAAGCAUGGGUAUUGUAUUUAAACCAAAAUGCAACUGUUACUGUUAAAGACGUUUAGAAAAGCUAGUAGUUGUUUGACUAGCCACAAAGGAAAACAUUUGAUACUAUGCUAUACCAAAUAACCUAAACUACUUGUUUUUCUUGAGGCUUUUGGAACUUUGGGGAAGCCAUUAAAUCUGUUUAGUUUUUAACCAGAUAUUCUCAGUUGGAAUUGUAGUAGCACUUGUCAUACAUUAGUCUGAAUAUUGGGUAGUAGAAGUUGCACAUCACAACCGCUUGCUGAUUGAAAAUAUACAAACAAUUGAGCCCACGCCCUUUGAAGACAGUGGCAAAACUAUCACUCCAUAUCCUACAGAAUUUUUAGAGGCUAUUAUCCUUCCCUUCAUUAUUCUUGUUCUGAUGCUUAGGCCUAGAGUUUUCAUUGGUAGUCCCUGUAACCAUUCAGUACUUGAAUCAACACAUAUCUAGAAAACAUGCCUUGGAACUCUAACAAAAUGGUUCCCAACCUGGUCCAUGGGCCACAAUGAAGAGCCAGGACACCCACAGAAGUAGCGAGAAAUAAGAGGAAGCCUGCCUAGCCCAAUUCCAAAGGGGGCCUUCACUGGAAGAUGGCCCACAUGACAAUAAAUAGUAUGGGCUAACAAAAAGUAGUAUGAAAUUUUGAAAAAUUGUGGACCCUGCAUAGCAUAUUUUGAUGCUAUUGGAUAAUGGUAAAUUGUUUACUCUUCAGCAAAGUACCCAAGGCAACUAAAAAAAGAGAAUUCAAGCUUUAACUCUUAAAAAUGUAUAACAGUUAUAGCCAGAUACUGCUGGUCUCAUGCAAGUACCCCAUUGACUGCAAUGGAAAUACUCAGCAGGAUUUGGCAUUCAAGCCCUGCUCCUACAACAGGGUCUGUGGGGUGGACUUCAUUAACUUCACUGGUGCUCCAGGCAGACUCAAUUUCAGGAUUGGGACCUUAGGUUGCUUAAAAAUAAAAAGCAUAUUACUGUGUUUUCUGUUGUGCCAAACAGUGAUUUGAUUAUACUUAUUUCCUUCUGACUACUAAGUAUGUUUGGAAGGUGCAUUUUCAGUUUUAUUAUUAAAAUUGUAGUUUUUCAUAAUUUUGUACUAAAAUUGUAUAUAUUCUAAUAUUUACUAGAAUUUAAAAUAAAGAGCACAAUUAGUAUUGCAAAGCUGUUUAUGGUUGUGACUCUGCAAACCUUUAUUCUCACAAGUAGGCCUUAUUCUUACAAAGUCAAUAGGAAAUACUUGUCGGUAAGGAUUUGUGGGAUCAGGUCCUAGAUUAGUAAAAUUGUUUCAUAGUGAGUUCUAAAUGUGUUAAUCUGCACUAACUUUAGAAACAAAUCCUUAUAACAUUUUAUAAGGAGCUGUUUAGCUUUUAACUUGUAUGAACAAGGACAGUUCAGGAUAUGAGUUGAAACUUUUCCACAGUUUAAGUUCUAUAUUUGGAAAACAUUAGCUUUGUGUUACUUUGUUUUUAUUGUUAUGGAAUAUUUUAUAGAUCUGUUGGACAAUUUUUAACAUGCACUAUUUAUCGUACUCUUAAUACAGACGUCUGAUUCUGAGGAUUUUCUGUUCAGCGAUCAGUCAAAUAUUGGAUUGAAGAUGUUGGCAGGAGAUUAAUGAUCUCAGUUAAUAUUUAAAAUAAACUGUGAAGCAACUAACGGAAUAAUUUGAUUUUUGCAAAUGCAGUGUUUUGCUUCAGAUGACUUUUGCAUAAAAUUUUAUUUGUAUUUUAACAUACAGCCCUCCGUUCUGGAAAAGACAUGUUCUGACAUCGUUUCAUAGCAGAAUUUGAGCUACGUUGGACAUGCUUUUGUUAUGGAUUUUUUUUCCUUGACAAAGGGAAUGUCACUGGCAAGUUUCCCAUCAGUUUAAGUUUCUGUGAAAAUACAUAGCCAACAGAUGUUCUGUUGCAGAAAAAACAAGUCCCUGCUGAGGCAUUUUUCACUGAGCAAUCUUAGCGUAUGUGCUUCUAGUUCCUGCUUUGUUAAUAAUGUGUAUUUCAAUGUAAAGAGCAUAUUUUGUACGCAAAAGAUGAGACUUGAGUUAGUUGUAAAACAAGUUUUAUUGUGUAGUGAUGCUGGUUUUAGAAAACAAAGGUUAAUUCUGAAAUAACUUGACUAUAUCUAGUGUAGUUCAUGUUGUGGAACUUUGUUUUGUAAGAUAUGAAUAAAACACUUUCUAAUGAUGUUCAA